AUGUCGUCUUUCGAUUUACGAGACCCGAAUAUCUUUAAUCCCAUUCAAGUAGGUCAUGUUAGACCUUUGCAUCGUGCUGUGAUGCCACCUUUGUCAAGGAUGAGUACCAUUGAUUCCAUGCCCCUUCAGCUGGAAUCGCUCCCAGAGUAUUAUGGCAUUAAAUCUCAGACACCAGGAACAUUAGUCAUUGUUGAGUCUACGUUGCUGUCACCCCCUAAUAAUGGCGAGGUCGUCAAAGCAUGGACACCGCAAGAGAUGGAAUUCUGGAGACAAAUAUUCGAACAAAUCCACAUGAACAAUUCCUACGUAUUUGUUCAAUUGGCUAAUUGGGGCAGUCCUGCAGAUGCUAACGAUUUAGCUGAAUCUUUUGGUAGAGUUUCUUUGAAUGCAAAUGGUACCGAUAGUGGUCUUCAGGGGACUGAUCCUUCUAACCAAGAAUUUGUCGAUCAGUUUGUGAGGGAUUACGUGCAAGCGGCUCAGAAUUGUAUACUAGCUGGUGCUGAUGGUGUUGAAAUACAUCAUGUCAAUGGCUCCCUUUUGAACCAAUUCCUAGAUCCUCAAUCGAACACUAGGGCAGACGACUACGGCGGGUCCAUCGGUAACAGGGCUAGGCUUACGCUACGGGUGGUAGAGGCGCUCGCGAAUACUAUCGGAGUUGAAAGAGUUGGUAUAUCUUUUUCGCCCUAUGCCAGUUCGUCACAUUUUCUUAGCGUGGCCCAAUAUGCAUAUAUACUUGGGGAAUUGGAAAGAAGCUCUCAAGAUGGUAAUCGUUUGGCAUACGUCCAUUUAGAAGAACCGGUAAGCGGUUCACUACCACCAGAAGGUCAAAUCGGACCCAACCAAGGUGCCGGCAGUCUUAUAUACUCGAUAUGGAGGGGUCCCGUGAUCCGCGCGGGUAAUUUAUCUUCAUAUCCUACGUUGCAUCCAGAAGUAUUGGAAGAUAUGGCCAAAAAUGACCGUACUUUGGUUUCUGAUGGUAGGUUUUUCUUAUCUACGACAUUGAAUCGUAGCUAA
Messenger RNA from Zygosaccharomyces rouxii, 1014 nucleotides. RefSeq lists its product as uncharacterized. The coding region runs from base 1 to 1014 and encodes 337 amino acids. The record is from RefSeq and is a predicted model, not a curated record. Gene Ontology annotation, molecular function: NADPH dehydrogenase activity; FMN binding. Lineage: Eukaryota; Fungi; Ascomycota; Saccharomycetes; Saccharomycetales; Saccharomycetaceae. The transcript has a single exon.